This is a messenger RNA of Didymodactylos carnosus, 465 nucleotides long. The record is from the annotation of a GenBank genome assembly. NCBI's taxonomy places the organism in Eukaryota, Metazoa, Rotifera, Eurotatoria, Philodinida, Philodinidae.
AUGAAAAGCAAUAAGAUGUUUUCUAUUAUACGUACGAAAUUGGUGCCUAAAAAACAUUAUUGGACAAAUGUUGAGUCAAUACAUCUGUUCUUGCCUGGCCCAAGAGGCAGCGGUAAAUUAUGUUUAGUGGAAUGUAUGUUCUUUGAAUCAACAAGAAUUUUUAAACGUAAAUCAGUCAAUGUUUAUUCUGAUUUUGAUGACGACGUACAUACGAUUAAAACUGGAACUUGUGCUUUUCGUAUUGGUGGUUUUAAUUAUCACAGUACUCUCGGACUAGGCAAAAAAUUAAAAAAAACUUAUGAACGUUUAUCAUUCGACAAAUUAAAUAGUUAUCGAGGUAAAAUUGGAAGUGUGAAAUUAAACUUUGAUGAUGAAGUAUCAUUUAUGAAUUAUAAUAUGUGGUCUACUGUUUCUCAUCGAUGGCAAGACAUCAAAGGUGUAAUUUCCCUACUGGUCUAUUUUUGA